Humulus lupulus (European hop) is the source of this 785-nucleotide messenger RNA. Its product is annotated as conserved oligomeric Golgi complex subunit 7-like. Gene Ontology annotation, cellular component: COG complex. The transcript is spliced from 2 exons. The record is from RefSeq and is a predicted model, not a curated record. Lineage: Eukaryota; Viridiplantae; Streptophyta; Magnoliopsida; Rosales; Cannabaceae. Bases 66 to 785 code for a protein of 239 amino acids. Gene Ontology annotation, biological process: Golgi organization; intracellular protein transport; retrograde vesicle-mediated transport, Golgi to endoplasmic reticulum.
UCAGGGGAGCUGUUACUCGUGGUGUGGGUGCCCAGGGGAUUGAACUCAGUGAAACAAUUCGCAGGAUGGAGGAAUCUAUUCCCCAUAUCAUUGUACUUCUUGAGGCAGCUGUAGAAAGGUGUAUCAACUUUACUGGUGGUUCUGAGGCAGAUGAACUAAUUCUUGCUCUUGAUGACAUAAUGUUACAAUAUAUCUCUGCUUUACAAGAGACACUAAGAUCAUUAAGAGUGGUCUGUGGAGUAGACCAUGAUGGUGUUGGUUCAAAGAAAGAGAUGGGAUCAGACAAGAGAGAUGGCAACACUGCACAAAAAGUUGAAUUGAUUUCAAAUGAGGAGGAAUGGUCCAUUGUUCAAGGGGUUUUGCAGAUCCUCACAGUUUCAGACUGUUUAACUAGCAGGUCCUUUGUUUUUGAAGCUUCCUUGAGAGCUACUCUUGCUAGAUUAAGCACGACUUUGUCUCUGUCAGUAUUUGGUUCAAGUGUGGACCAAAGCCCAUCACAUGUUGGUGAUGACAGUAAUGGAGAAGCAUCUGUGGGUGGAAGGGCUGCCUUGGAUGUGGCAGCAGUGCGGCUUGUUGACAUUCCUGAGAAGGCCCGGAAGCUCUUUAACCUUUUAAGUCAAUCUAAAGAUCCCAGGUUUCAUGCACUUCCUUUGGCAUCUCAAAGAGUCACAACAUUUGCUGACACAGUAAAUGAACUUGUAUAUCUGAAUUAUUCAUUAGUAUGGAAAUUUUCGAAUCCGAAUUAUUCAUUAAUAUUUUUAUUGUUUUCUGUUCUAUAUAUCUGA